This is a messenger RNA of Perca flavescens (yellow perch), 4169 nucleotides long. RefSeq names its product USP6 N-terminal like (gene usp6nl). The record is from RefSeq and is a predicted model, not a curated record. Bases 295 to 2979 code for a protein of 894 amino acids. NCBI's taxonomy places the organism in Eukaryota, Metazoa, Chordata, Actinopteri, Perciformes, Percidae. Gene Ontology annotation, biological process: regulation of GTPase activity. Gene Ontology annotation, molecular function: GTPase activator activity; small GTPase binding. The transcript is spliced from 15 exons.
AUGAGCCCGGCGGGCGGCGCAUUGCUACCUGGCUGAUAUAUCCUGCACGGCUUCCCACACACACACACAGAGUUUGAGAAGUGCUCUCGGACUUCCUGGUACGGGACCAUGGACGGUUUGUGCUCCAGUUUGUUCGGGGAACUAUAAGUGCAGCGAUGUGAUCGAGGAGGACCCGUCGAGUUGAGAGCAAGGUCAUGAGUGCCUCUAGGAAAGACCUAGUGGAGAAUAACCUCACCUGUCCAAAGCCCCGCCCUACCUGGGCCUCGCCUUGCUCCCCGACCCUGGACUCCCACCAUGACGUCUGAUCAGGAUGCGACGGUGAAACUUGACCAGGAGCGCGCCGAGAUAGUCGCCAAAUAUGACAAGGGAAAAGAGGCCACGGUGGAGCCCUGGGAGGACACCAACUUCCACCUGUACAAAGUCAUCGACCGCUUUGGCUUUGUUCAUAAGAAUGAACUUCCAUCCUACGACUCGGUGGAGGAGAGACAAAAACACAUGGAGGUGGAGAGGACCACCAAGUGGCUGAAGAUGCUGAAGAGCUGGGACAAAUACAAGAACAGCGAGAAGCUGGCCAGGAGGGUCUAUAAGGGAAUUCCCCUGCAGCUCCGAGGGGAAGUGUGGUGUCUGCUGCUCGAUAUACCCAAAAUAAAGGAGGAGAAGAAAGACUUCUACGAGAAACUAAAGGCCAGAGCCAGAGGAGUGUCCCCCGACAUCCGUCAGAUUGACUUGGAUGUGAACCGCACCUACAGGGACCACAUCAUGUUCAUGCAUCGCUACGAUGUCAAGCAGCAGGCUCUCUUCCACGUCCUCACAGCCUACUCCAUGUACAACACAGAGGUGGGCUACUGCCAGGGCAUGAGCCAGAUAACAGCUCUGCUGUUGAUAUACAUGAAUGAAGAGGACGCCUUCUGGGCUCUGGUCAAACUACUGUCUGGGCAGAAGCACGCCAUGCAUGGGUUUUUUAUCCCCGGCUUCCCGAAGCUGAUACGGUUCCAGGAUCACCACGACCGCAUCCUCAAGAAGAUGAUGCCCAAACUGAAACAACACCUGGACAACCAAGAGGUGUUAACCAGUCUCUACACCAUGAAGUGGUUUUUCCAGUGCUUCCUGGACAGAACUCCCUUUACCCUGACCCUCAGAAUCUGGGACAUCUACAUCUUGGAGGGAGAACGAGUGCUGCCCACCAUGUCCUACACUAUCCUCAAACUGCACAAGAAGCACCUGAUGAAGCUGUCCAUGGAGGAGCUGGUGGAGUUUCUGCAGGUGACUUUGUCCAAAGAUUUCUUCUUCGAGGACGACUUUGUGGUCGAGCAGCUCCAGGCAUCCAUGACGGAGCUCAGGAAGGCAAAGCUGGAGCUGCCCGCGCCAGGUAAAGAAGACGAGUAUCCCAAGAAGCCUCUAGGGCAGCUCCCUCCUGAGCAGGCAGCAGCAGCAGUGAACCACGUGGCCAACGGUCAAAGCCACGCCGAGCCAGUCGAGCCUACCAGGGAUCCGAGUCCUGUACCAGACCGCCAGCGGGACAGUCGCCUCCCCAGCAGGUCACGCCGGGACUCGCUGGAAAAAUCGAUCCGCCACCACAAGGCUGACAAGAGGGAUGCCCGCUCCAGGGGGUCGGGGGAGAUCCCAAAUGUGCAGCGAAAGCAGUCCACCUCCACCACGCCGGAGAGGGGAGCAACACCGCCCUCAGCCCCCACCCCUACAUCACAGCUCAUUACAGGGGAAAGAGGGAAGCCUCAGAGCCACGCCACCGCCAACCAUAACUCCAAUGCGGCCUCCAGCUCUCGCAAAGAAAUCACUCCCCGCUGGUUCAAACCCUCCGAGACAAAACUGGAAGCAGUCAAAGCAGCAGCUGCCCGGGAAGUCCAUCUGAGCAGAGGGACGUCGCCGGCCCCCUCCAGCCCAGAAGACAGUGCAACGCCCCACCGCCGGCCACGCUCUAAAGGCUUCAUCCCCGACGCCAACCGCGGCUCCAACGCAUCCCAGUAUGACAAUGUACCAGGGAUGCCGGAGCAGGAUUUUGAGAUCCUGGAGCUCGACAGCCCCCCGUCCAGAAUGAGGAUCCCUUGCAGUGAGACACCGUUCGGUGCAUCGUCCCUCCAUCAGGGCAGCCCCAGUCGUGGACCCAGCCUGGCUGGGAGCGUCGUCUCCGUCGCAUCAGGGCCCAGGAUGGCCAAACACCCUCUUCCUCCUACAUUUUCCCACAACAGUCCAAGGGGGGUCCAGGCCAGCUACCCUGGCAGCCAAAGCCGGUACCACACCCCUCCCCAGCAGCACUCCCCAGGCAGAACUACUACCGAAGUCCCUAUCUUCCACCCAUCGUACAGCGUCAGCCUGGACCACAGAGGAGAGGAUAGACUCUAUGCGCCCCCCUCCCGAUUUACCCCACCUUCCAGUGUGGUGUACGGGGAACGAGCGUACGCCACCACCCAGCGCCAGACCAACAGCCUCUCCCCAGAGAAGGCCCUUAUGAACAACUCCUUCGCUACAUACCGCAGGCAGCCACCACCUAGCUCCUCCCACAACCCCCGAAACGCCAGGUCUCCCCCGCAGCACUCCCUGCAGCUGGAAACCCAGGGGAGAUCCACCCCCAUCUACCUGCAACAACUCACCUCCACCGCACAGGUCUACGCUCCGGUGGACUACAGGUUUGAGGGGCAUCGGAGGGGCGAAGUGAACCCGCACUACCUGCCAGAAGGCGGGCCUCGGCGGCCUGUAGACGGGCUCCCGUGGGCUCCAGAGGAUGGGCUGCCCCUUCAAUCCCCAGGUGGGAUGCCGCGCUCACCCAGCUUCCAGCGAGCCCAAAUGUCUCCCGUUGAGGAGUUUACUUUCCCCCCCAACCCAGACGGCCUGCUUCACUACAGGACACAGUUCCAGGAGCAGCAGCCUGUCGUAAGGCAACAGCUCCCCCAGCUGUUUGGAGGACCACACUACAGGCACGCACAGGAGGCGUUUGCCAUGCAGGAGUCCAUGCUGCUGUGAUUGGACGAUAGAGAAAUGGCAAGACUCUGUAAAAAAACAAAAUAGAAAAAAAAAGAAACUGAGGUGUAGUCAUUGACACUGUGGUAAAGACAAGCAGUAGUCCUAGCUUUGUUAGGAGCCUGGUGUUGUUUCUGCUCUGUUCUUUAUGUGUGAAGUACUGACCUUCUGACUGUCACGCUGCAUCGUAAUGUUGCAGGAUGCACCAGCCUUUGAAGUUUUUACUGAUCACUUUAAAAAGAGAAAAAAAAAAACUGACUGAAGUUUUAUUUUAUUUUUCGAUGUAGAGCAUUAACAAGAGGAGACAGAAUAUAUCUUUUAGAGUCUGAUACAGUAUGUACAGUGGAUUUUUUUGUUAAUAUGCCUGAGUUGUCAGUAGCAGGGGAACAUUCUCCUGAAAAGGGAAAACUGAUUUAUUUUCCAGCUUUAUUUUUUUAUGUUACUUGCAGAUAUUUACAUUAGAGAUUGAUUUACUCUAUAUGCUUGUGAAUGUUAUUUUUAAAAGAGAAGAAAUAAUACUAUGUCCAAUGAUAAAAUUAGAAAGCAGUAAUGAACAUACAUACACUGUACGUUUUGAUUUCAAUUUCAAUUUUGCAGCGCCUACAGUAUAGAAAGGGCAGGGUUUGUUGUUUAUUUUCGAGUCUCUUUUCAGUGAUAAUAUUCCUUCCUGAUUAACUGAUGUGCAAUUAAUUGCUCUUUUAUACGUGAAGUAAAGUUGGUUAUUUACACAUAUUUGAGGCCAGUGUAGUUUUUGGAUUAAAGACUCAAGGAAUAUAGAGCUAAUUUGUGAGGGCUAAUAAUAAAUAUAUAUAGUAACCAUAGAUAACAUGUUUUUUCAUUAUUGCUGAACUGUAGUUACCACAUCUUGAGCACAUGCAGCCAGAGAUAGAUGUGAACUAGUUACAGUGCAAGUUCAUUACGUCUUAUUAUUUUCAACACUGUCAUAUCAACUACUGUUCAGCUGCUGGCACACACUCACUCACACACUACGUGUCACAAAUCUGUUAAUCACAUUUCAACAUUUAAUCAGUCACAUUCCCUAUUAUUCUUCCUCAUCCUCGUGGUUUUGAAGCAGGUAUUUCUCUAACAGUAUUACCGUACUGUUCAUUACAUUCCUUAAGUUAUCUUUGUUAAACAACUAAUUGCAGACCAUUCUGAUACUUUGCUUAAUAAAAUGAGGUCAGUGAAAAUGA